This is a messenger RNA of Pestalotiopsis fici W106-1, 1176 nucleotides long. RefSeq lists its product as uncharacterized. Gene Ontology annotation, molecular function: hydrolase activity. The coding region runs from base 1 to 1176 and encodes 391 amino acids. The transcript has a single exon. NCBI's taxonomy places the organism in Eukaryota, Fungi, Ascomycota, Sordariomycetes, Amphisphaeriales, Sporocadaceae. The record is from RefSeq and is a predicted model, not a curated record.
AUGAACGACGGGAAUCACGAGGCCAAAGUGUUGCCGCCUCUACCUCUCCCCGCGGGGGUAUCGGAGGCUUACAUUGACUGUACGUCGUCCUGCGGUCUCAACUUUCACGUUUUGCAGGCCGGAGACCCCACAAAGCCCUUGGUCCUCUUUUGCCACGGGUAUCCAGAGCUGGCCUUUUCAUGGCGCAAAGUCUUGCCCGAGGUCGCCAAGGGCGGCUACUAUUGCGUCGCCAUGGACCAGCGAGGGUACGGCCGAACCACGGGCUGGCCAAACAGCAAAUACCACGACGUUGAUCUCAAUGACUAUGUCUUGACCAACCUCGUGAGGGAUCUGGUUUGCCUCGUCUACGGCCUCGGAUACACCGAGGUGCACAGCAUCAUCGGCCACGAUUUCGGCGCCGUGAGCUCGGCCAUGGCUGCGCUGAUGCGUCCUGAUGUUUUCAAAUCGACAGUUCAACUCAGUCACCCUCAUCAUGCACCGCCAGUCCCUAGUCUCGGAAACGAACCUCCAAAGAAAAAGGUUGAUAUCCAAGCCGAGCUGGCCAAGCUCGAUCCGCCGCGCAAGCAUUACAAGUGGUACAACUCAAAUCCCAGCGCAGCAGAUGACUGGAACAAUCCACCCCAAGGGCUGGAAAAGUAUCUACGAGGUUACUUCCACCUCAAGUCGGCGGAUUGGGACAAGAAUGAUCCUCACCCGCUCAGCAAGUGGGGAGCCAAAGACCUCGAAGUGAUGCCAGAGUACUAUAUCAUGCAAAAAGAUCACACACUGCCAGCCUCGAUUGCGGAGAACAUGGAGGGCGAGGACUAUUCCAAGACGGAGAAAUGGCUUUCCGAGGCGGACUUGCGCGUCUAUUGUGACGAAUGGAGGCGAACCGGCUUUCAAGGAGCACUCAACUGGUACCGAGCGCAGACUGCAUCAACGCCACAAUCCGCAAAAGACAUGCUUCUUUAUGCAGGACGGCGUAUCGAGGUUCCAUGCACAUUCAUUAGUGGUAAGCAAGACUGGGGCAAUUACCAGCAGCCCGGGGCAUUUGAGGGUUACAAAGACCCAAAAACUGUAAAGACGGGGUGCUACAGAGGCUCCGUGUUGAUUGAUAGAGCUGGUCAUUGGGUUCAGCAGGAACAGCCAGAAAAAGUCGUACAGGCAAUUGGUGACUUUCUCAAGACGUUGCAAUAG